This is a messenger RNA of Culex quinquefasciatus (southern house mosquito), 952 nucleotides long. RefSeq names its product trypsin 3A1. Gene Ontology annotation, molecular function: serine-type endopeptidase activity. Gene Ontology annotation, biological process: proteolysis. The record is from RefSeq and is a predicted model, not a curated record. Lineage: Eukaryota; Metazoa; Arthropoda; Insecta; Diptera; Culicidae. Bases 53 to 865 code for a protein of 270 amino acids. The transcript is spliced from 4 exons.
UAAGACGAUUCAUUCAACAUAUUGAGUACAGUGUAAUCUUACCCGUUCAACGAUGAAGUGUAUAGUAUGGAUAUCGAUUUGCUUAGCGUUGGUUACAGCAGGCCCGGUGGAAGAUAUCUGGCUUCGUUAUAACCGGCGUAUGCUCGGUGAGGCUAAAGCAACUGAAGAGCUUCCAGCUCGUGGAAGGAUAAUUGGAGGCGUUGAAACCUCAAUUGAAAAUGUUCCGUACCAGUUGAGCUUGCUUCGAAAUAAUUUUUUCAGCUGUGGCGCUUCGGUAAUCUCUGAACAGUGGGCUCUGUCAGCUGCUCACUGUGUUUAUCCAGCUCCUUCACCACACACGGUCACUCUUGGUGGUGGUGCUACCAACAAACUAGACAGCAUUAUAUUCGAGGUGACCGAAAUAAUCCUCCAUCCCCAAUACGAUGAUUGGGCUUUCCAAUACGAUGCAAGUUUACUGAAAACAACACAACCUAUGGUCGGUUACAACAUCGCUCCAAUUGCACUGAUGCCUGUCAACGAGGACUUUCCAGCGGGAACCCGAGCUGUAGUGUCCGGAUGGGGUGUUAUGGAUAUUGUUAGUGGAGAGGUUUCCGAGAAUCUGCGGAUGGUCUCUGUGCCGAUUAUUGCCCAAGAAGAGUGCCAGCAAGCUUGGCCGUAUCGUGUUACGGACGAUAUGCUCUAUGCCAGUGAACCAGGCAGAAGUCACUGCGGUGGAGAUAGCGGUGGCCCGUUGGUUGUCGGAGGGCGUCAGAUCGGAAUCGUUUCAUGGGGCCAGUAUGGCUGUUACGGCGUGCUACCUUCCGUUUUUGCACGGGUCUCCCACGAAAGUAUUCGCAGUUUUAUCAGUAAACUUGCUGGUGUGUGAGUCCUAACUUUUUACAAAAGAUUUAUCACAAAAUAGCACGCGACAAUCUGUAGACUUUUUUUGAAUAAGUUUAAAAAAAUGCUUAAU